GCGAUUGUGGCAACACUGUAACAGUGAGCCAUCGCCCCGCUAACGGUGUCAUGGCGGUUUGACUUGUUGAAGGUUUUUUUUUGCUUUAACUCAAUAGUUAAUGUGCUUUUUAGCAAUUUGAUCUUUGAUUUCAAAAAGUAAAAUUACGUGACACAAAAUAGUUAAUAAUGCGCGAAUACAAAAUAGUCGUGCUAGGUAGCGGUGGCGUGGGAAAGUCUGCUCUGACAGUGCAAUUCGUACAAGGCAUCUUUGUCGAGAAAUACGACCCCACCAUCGAGGACAGCUAUCGGAAACAGGUGGAAGUGGACGGGCAACAAUGUAUGCUCGAGAUUCUGGACACGGCGGGCACAGAGCAGUUCACGGCGAUGCGAGAUCUGUACAUGAAGAACGGGCAAGGUUUUGUGUUAGUGUAUUCGAUCACCGCACAAUCUACGUUCAACGACCUGCAGGACUUGCGGGAGCAGAUCCUGCGAGUGAAGGACAAGGAUGAUGUGCCGAUGGUGCUGGUGGGCAACAAGACAGACCUGGAGGCGGAGCGCGUGGUCGGCAAGGAGCAGGGACAAAACCUGGCGCGCCACUUCAACUGCGCCUUCAUGGAGACCUCCGCCAAGGCGAAAAUACACGUGAACGAUGUGUUCUAUGACUUAGUGCGACAGAUCAACAAAAAGUCCCCCAAGAAGGAAGAAUCAAGGAAAAAAACUAUCAAGUACUGUAAGAUUCUGUAAGAGUUCCGCUGGUGCCAGCGAGUUCGACGCGUCGAGGUAUAAAAUAUUUAAUAAUUUGUAAGACUUCUCGUACCCUGAUUUGGCUCUUGACAGUACCCAAAGUUAACUAGAUCAGAUGAUGAGCAUAACUGCUUCAAAAUACCUGUAGCGUUGAGUAUGUGCAUUUGUUGAGCUGUGUCAUGAAGGAGUGCCGUACACAAGUGGAAAAUCCACAGAGCGCUCUGCGUGAUGUCCGAAUUCCUCCCCACGUGCAAACACAUAUUUACUGAUACUUUUUAGUCUAUAUUUUGAUAGUUAGUAUAUAUAUGAGGAUAGACUCAGAGUUUCUGUGCAUGUUUCACUAUAGAGAAUUCCAAUUGUAUUGUGUGGAUGCUGUAAGUUCAGAAGUUGUAAAUGGUUAUAUAAGAAAUUCCUUAUUACUAUAAUGUAUAACAUUGUAAACCUUUGUUAGAGGUCAUGAAUAGUGUGGCUGUAGUGUUGUAAUUGGGCACUAUACAUGCUUACUGCUAACAUAGUAUGAUUAUAUGCAAGAGGUUACAUAGUCACUGAGCAUACACUGUUCAUGGAUUCUCAAGUAUUAAUUUUUUCCAUUUUGAGCAACAAAAUUCUGUAAAUUAAUGAAUUUUGUUAUAAUUAUAAAAUACCAAUGUUAGGUACAGACAGCUGCGUGUCAAUUAGAUUCAACAGGAAAAUGACUAUGGGGAUUUUAUUUACCAUGAAAUUAUCCUUCAAGGGCACACAGUAUGUAACGGAGCGGUGUGCCACACUGGGAGCUGUAUUGUUCACAGGUCAAUGUAAUUUGCCAGUAAUGUUAUUUGCAUUUAGCCCUCACUGUGUGGACCUAACAUUAUAAGUUUAUUUUUAAUUAUAGUAUUGAUCUUAUCAUACUGAUAAGGGUGAGAUGUGAACUUCUGAACGGCCAGGGUGAAGUGGGUUGCACGCAGGCUCCCUGGCCAGCUGGCCGGUGUACCGGUAGGCCUGAAUCAGCGUAAUGUUUAAUAAUUAAGGAUACAUUAAAUUUUUUCAGAUAUAUUAUUGUCUUGUUAUAUAAUUCAAAUGUAUUGAAGGGAUGGUGAUGACACUGUUUAGGACUCGGUGCCUCGAACAAACUAGUGGAUGGUGAGUGCACAACUGAGUGAUUAGUGCGGGCGUCGCGCGGCGGUGCGGCGGCGCGGCUGCGUGCCGUGCUGUGCCGAGCUGUGCCGUGCCGUGCCGUGCCGUGCUGUGCCGCGCCGCAACACACGGCGCACACACGCGCACCGCUCGCGACCCUUCCCCCACCGUAACCCCUCGUAAUAUACAAAAUUAAAAAAUCUAAAAAAAUUAUCGUUAUUGUAAAUGAAUUAAAGUUUUAUGAUUACUGGCUCAUUCAUAUAUAAAUUACCAAUCUAUGUUUUGCCGCUAGAACUUUGUUAAACAUAAUAAUUAUAUAGGUGUUCAAAUAUUGUUAUGGGAUUAGAUGUUUCCUCCAUUUGUCUUUUCUGUUUAAUAUUAUGUAAGAUUAACUGCACAAGGAUAUUGGUAAACUUUGAUCUGAGUUGAAUUAUAUUUUUUAUAUAUAUUGUGCAAAACUAA
Molecule: messenger RNA, 2300 nt
Organism: Manduca sexta (tobacco hornworm)
Lineage: Eukaryota; Metazoa; Arthropoda; Insecta; Lepidoptera; Sphingidae
Gene: Rap1
Product: ras-related protein Rap1
Exons: 1
Coding region: 168-725 (185 amino acids)
Biological process (GO): negative regulation of synaptic vesicle exocytosis; cellular response to cAMP; Rap protein signal transduction
Cellular component (GO): plasma membrane
Molecular function (GO): GTPase activity; GTP binding; GDP binding
Source: RefSeq, a predicted model, not a curated record